AUGAACCUGGGAGAAAUAUGUGUCUCCAUCUCUAUUCUAAGAUAUCCUACCAACAAAAAUUUCUUACAAAACAUUCAAAAUGAAAUCACUUACCAAGUUAAUCGUCUGAAAUCCCAUGCAUCCAUUGCCCUAUGGUCUGCUAACAAUGAAAAUGAAGCUAGUAUUAGUAAACGAUACAGUGGCUACCACAUUCCCGAUGCAGAACGUCCAAAAUACGAAGAGGAUUAUCGUCUACUCUAUGCCCGUACCAUUAUGCCUCUCGUUCAAACACUCGAUCCAACACGUCCCUUCCUCCUGUCUUCACCAUCAAACGGUUGGGAAACUGUAAAGGAAAAUUAUAUUGCCGAUGAUCCACAAUCACCUGUAUUUGGUGAUGUUCACUAUUACAAUGAUAAAGUUGAUCCAUGGAAUUAUACUUUUUUCCCGAUAACACGUUUUCUAUCGGAAACAGGUCUACAGUCAAUGGCGAGCUUAGAAACUCUAUUACAAAUUACAAAUGAUACAAAGGAGUUAGCAUUUGAAAGUCCACUGAUGAGACAUCGACAACAUAAUAUUAGAGAUGGACAGAAACAGAUGCUGUGA
Didymodactylos carnosus is the source of this 582-nucleotide messenger RNA. The record is from the annotation of a GenBank genome assembly. Lineage: Eukaryota; Metazoa; Rotifera; Eurotatoria; Philodinida; Philodinidae.